AUGGAAAACACUGAGCAAGACUCACCAUGGCAGUUGGAGAGACAGCGCCCUACUAUGCUCGAGUCACUGUCGAUCGUGCGUUCAAGAAUUCGGGACCAAAGCUUCAAGAGUACUAUUCAGACCUGUUUGAAUCUACGGCAGCAAAGCACUCGUACUAUCCUGCUAUACGAGCUGGGUUGUAGAGUUUGCUCACUCAAUUUGAAGCCUCGAGGACCAGAUCAACCACACUCACUCUUGCGGAACUUUGCAAAACUGUCCGAUCUAACGCCCGACUGUUCUUUCUGUAACCUUAUUGAAAAGUCAUUUGACCAGCUUACGGACAAGAAGGAUGAGACUACAGUGUGUGUCGUCAAUUGUGGGAAGAAAGGUCUUGACAUCCAAUUGUGCUUUCGAAUCCAGGACCCAUAUUGUGAGGGCCAACAUGUGCAAAUAUUUUCUCCUGAAAUAAAGCAGACGCAGUGUCCUUUCGAAACACGUAACAUUUGCUCAGAUCCAAGGUCAAAUGACCAGUUCAAGAAGAUUACUACAUGGAUUAGUGAUUGUGUUCAAAGCCACGGGCAGUGCACAGCUCCGAACAAGGCGUUUGCGCCGACCCGCCUAAUCAAGAUCGGGAAGGAAAGCAUUCAGGAUGCUCAUCUUGUAUCCUCGACUGGUCCGGUGCGCUACGCUGUAUUGACAUAUUGCUGGGGUCUAUAUCCCCAGUCUAUGACAUUAAAGGCCAACGUUGCAGAAAGGCAUAGGUGCCUAGACGUAUCUCUGCUUCCUCAAACCCUGCAAGAUGCGUUAUUCGCCACUCAAAAGCUAGGGCUGGAGUACAUAUGGAUCGACUCGAUCUGUAUAUUGCAGGACGACCGCGAUGACUGGGCAAAGGAAGCUGCUACCAUGGCGGACGUAUACUCGAAUGGCUACGUGGUCAUUUCAGCAACGGCUGCAAAAGCAUCAACCCAAGGAUUCCUAUGGCCAAGGAAAUCACCACUCAGUAUCUCAUGCACGUCUCCAUCUGGUUCACAAUUCGAUGUGCAAGCCCGUCGAAACGACACACAUUGGUGCAACUUGAAUAGACAUAACAACGAGUACCCGUUAUUCUCCCGAGCGUGGUGCAUGCAAGAGCGACACCUAGCAAGGAGGAUCGUCCACUUUCUUCCCGGCGAAGUGCGCUUCGAAUGCCGCACCCACGACACCUGUGAAUGUGAUGCUGUACCAUGGCCACACCCCGAGCCCACUUCAGGCGACGACUACUACCGAGCUCUGCGUGCAGCAUGUGAGUCCGGCAGUAUUGGCGAUGCAGAGUUCGCUGGGCUAUGGAACAAUCUCAUCAAGGAAUACACCGAGAUGGGCAUAACGCACAGAAGUGACUUACUUCCUGCACUCGGCGGCAUUGCGAGAAGCCUUUCUCUCAUCGCCCCAGGAACUUACCUUGCAGGACUUUGGGAAAAAGGCCUCGCGUUCCAACUCACAUGGUACUGUGACGACUUCGACAUGGACACCACGCCUAUACGGCUGGAGAGUUUGCGCCAACCAACAUGGUCGUGGAUAUCGUCUCCAGCGCAGAUCUGGCCGGAGAAUGUCUACAACUCCCCCAAGGACAACCUUCAAUCGUUGGCGUCUUUGGUAACUUCGAAUGUGGAACCACUGCGAAACGAUCCUUAUGGUGGGAUCAAGAGUGUAUCGAUCGACCUCGAGGGCCCUGUAGCUUCUGGACCCGACGUUAUGACGUUGUUCGAAAAGGUGGCGGCGGAAAGAGAAUUAUUCCUGACCUUCAAUAUUGAUGCCAAGAAUAAGUUCAGGGCCGCGAGAAUGCGGCCAGAGACGUGGGAGCAAUUACAUGCAAUCACGGAUUGGCGAUAUGUCGUAUGUCUUGCGUUGUAUACGUAUGAGACUCGAUACCGAGGUCAGAAUAUUGGUCUGAUGGAUGGUCUACUGCUUCGGCGUUUGCGCGGGGACUCAAUGUAUGUGAGGAUUGGCACCGUGACGUGGAUGCCGUGGGAGUUGUUUGACAGAUUCGCUGCAGAUGCUGUCGUCAGUGUAGUCUAG
This is a messenger RNA of Alternaria postmessia, 2034 nucleotides long. RefSeq lists its product as uncharacterized. The transcript is spliced from 4 exons. The record is from RefSeq and is a predicted model, not a curated record. NCBI's taxonomy places the organism in Eukaryota, Fungi, Ascomycota, Dothideomycetes, Pleosporales, Pleosporaceae. Bases 1 to 2034 code for a protein of 677 amino acids.